Messenger RNA from Gilbertella persicaria, 1816 nucleotides. RefSeq lists its product as uncharacterized. The coding region runs from base 56 to 1684 and encodes 542 amino acids. The transcript is spliced from 4 exons. Gene Ontology annotation, molecular function: ubiquitin binding; metal ion binding. NCBI's taxonomy places the organism in Eukaryota, Fungi, Mucoromycota, Mucoromycetes, Mucorales, Choanephoraceae. The record is from RefSeq and is a predicted model, not a curated record.
UUUUUUUUUUAAGUCACGUGUGUGUAUUUUUUUUUCUUCUCUUUAUCUUGAUUCAAUGACUCAAAAUACAGAUUGGUCUACAUUCCAUGCGUUUAAAGAUCCUGCUAGAGUAGACAAUAAGUCUAAUUUUCUACUUUCUUCUCCCUCAUCUGUUCCUUCCAUGUUUGAUCCAUUCGAUAUACAACAACAGAAAGAAGAACAAGAGGACGAUAUGCAUGAUCUCAGUCAACGCUUUAUUUCUAGUCACUUAUUGGAUGAUGAUGAAGAUGAAGACAGGAUGGUCAAUACACCCAUUGAACCAUCUGUCUGGAACAAGACAUGGAAACCUACUAGUGAAAUGAAAGAUAUUUGGAACACGUCCCAUGAGUCUAGUUUUGAACCUGAUGUGGAUGAAUUUGACCCUACACUUCAAUUCUAUCAUGGUUCAUUGUACGAUGCGCAUACGAUUCAAGACAUGAAUCGACUUUUGCUUCAAGUGACCAAUCCCUCAGCAGAAGAAGCACAAGCAGAGAAUGUGGAUGAGGACAUGUCGACACUUCAAAUGAUGCAAACCAUCUUUUCUGAUCUAAAAGAUGAGGAACUGAUUGCGACUUUGGAACAACAUGAUUAUGAUGUGGAUAGAGCUAUUGAAGCCUUAUUGACCCAGAAAUUGACGAUUGAAAAACCUCCUGUUGUACCAGAGACACCUAAAAAACGACAAGUGUGUCGACAUUUCUUGGCAGGGGAAUGUUAUCGAAAAGAUUGUUGGUUUGCGCAUGAUUUACAAGAAAAAGUGUGCAAGUUUUGGUUACAAGGGAGUUGCUUAAAAGGAGACUCUUGUGAGUUUUCACAUGGGAUUGAUAUUCAAGAAGUAGCCAACAAGAUCACCAUACCCGAAACAAAGCCCAAAGUGGCAAAACCUAUUGUUUAUCAUCAAGGUGAUUAUCCUGCUUUAUCAGCCAGUAAGACCCCCAAGUAUCAAUCACAACCACAACCACAACAACAGGAUGAUGAUGAGUUUCCUUCAUUAGCAGCAGCAUCCACCAAGAAAUCAACGAAGCAACCUACGAUGAUUAAUUUUGCUCAAGUAGCUAAAAAGAAAAAGACAUCACCUAUCAAACAAAAGAAGCAACAGACAUUCAGUCGAUAUCAUACCAAAUCUUAUAAAUACAGUAUGCAGGAAUUAACUCGACCUGUUCAUAUACCAUGGUUAGAAACAGGUAGUUCAUUGAAUUCCAUCUAUAUGAAAGAGAGAGAGAAAGCCAUUGAAUAUGGUAUGCUUCGAAAUCGAUUCUUUAGUAAAGCAACAGAAUACUACCUUAAAGGAGAUGGUGCAAAGGCAAAACUGUAUUCAAUGGAAGCCAAACACUAUAAUCGCCUCAUGCAAGAAAUGCAUACAGAAGCAAGUCAGCGUAUAUUUGAACAACGAUCCAAUCAUGAAGCAUUUAUUGAUUUACAUGGUUUACAUGAAGACGAAGCACUGAGUAUUGUGGAAGAACGAUUACACCAUUUAAAAUCAUGUUAUUCUGGGAUUAUCUAUAUCGUGACUGGUACUGGACAUCAUUCGGGUAGGAAUGGUCUGAGUAAGAAACAGAGUAAAUUGAAGCCUAGUAUUCAACAGUACUUGAAACAACAUCAUUAUCGAUUUGCAGAGACAAGUAUUGUGGGUGAUAAUCAAGGUGGUGUAUUUGCUGUAGAAAUUUAAUAAUAAUAACAAUAAUAACAAUAAAUUGAAUGGUCCGUCACACAUAAACGCACACGCCACUUUCCUUUUUUGAUGUUACUUGUUGAAAGACUUUAAAGACUUGAAGAUUCAUGUUUAAAAGAAGUAGAAGAA